GAGAGUGCUAUUCCACCCAGAAUGGAAGUGUGUCCUUACUGUAAGAAGCCAUUUAAACGAUUAAAAUCCCAUUUGCCGUACUGUAAGAUGAUAGGACCGGCUGUGCCUGCUGUUUGUCAGUCCAAGCCGGCUACACUCCCACGUGCUAAAAAAAUCAAAGGACCAAUCAGAGACUCAGUUAAAGCAAAAGAGAAAGGGUUAGGGACCGAUAGAAAGAAAAGAAAUCCCGAACUGAAAGGGGACAGAUCAGAACAACAGACAGUUAAGUCCUCUACACAACUAGCUGUUGGUUUGGAAAAAACAGGUAAUACAAAGGCUGAUAAAGAUUUCAAGAAUCAAAUUCAACCCUCCCUCAAAAUGCUAAAAAAUACUGAACCGAAGAUUACUUUCCAGGGGGAAACUACAGCUCAGUUUUCUGCAUCAGAAAACACCACUCCUAAAAAAGAGCUUACUGAAGAUUUGUCUAAAUCAGGGGAAAGUAGAAAUAACCCUUCAGAAACUGAAGCUUCUUUAGCUCUUGGCCCAAUGGAACCUUCUCUGUCAAAUCAAGAUAGGAAAUAUUCUUCAGCCUUCCCUAAUGAUGUACAAGCCACUUCUGCUGAUUUAAGAUUGGAUAGAGUGGAUGCCCCAAGACAGAACCUUCUCAUAAAAUUACUAGAUAUGCCUCUGGGCGAUUAUCACAGUUCUCCCACGAAUCUCAAUUACGGGGUCAAAAGGGUAAGCACAUCAUCAAGCAGUGAGAGAGAUUCCAAGGCCGGGGAUCACCUCUUGGGAGUCUCUACUAGAGACUCUGGGACUUGGGAAGAGAACACAGGAUCACAAAUUGCAGCUUUUAAAGUUAGCCCGUUAGGUAAAAUCCAGGUCAAGGAGAACCAGGGAAAAGGACUUGACCUUGGAGCAGAGGCAUGUGGGAGCCAAGGAAAUGCAGAGAAAAGUGCAUUUGCAACAGAAAUGCAGGAAUGGGCCGUCAUGAGCGAUGAUUCAGUCAUGGAAAGGAAAUCUCGAGGUGAAGGUCUCCCAACAGGGACAAACUGCAGUGAGCUUCUCUCUGUAUCACAGUCACGUAAUCAAAGUCUUGCCUCUCUGGCUAUGAAAUUUCUCCAAGAAGAGAAGGCAGAAGCCUGCAGCCAUAAUCGAGUCGCUGCUAUGAAGGCAUUGACAAAGAGUGAGGAACAAGCUUCUCUGACACCCAAGUCGGGCUGUCGGCCGCCAGCAUUGCACCCCAGGGGCCAGCAUUCUGCACAUUCAACCCAUCAUCACGCUUCUAAAGGCCCUUUCACAGGUCAGAUCGGUGCCACCGACAGAAAGACCCUGUCCAGCUCCCUGGGGCUGGAGUGGUUUCCAGAGCUCUAUCCGGGUUAUCUUGGACUCGGGGUGUUGCCAGGGAAGCCUCAGCAUUGGGGCACAUUGGCCCAGAAGCCUGCGCUCAUCAGUACCCAGGGGGAAAGCUGCUCACAAGUUCCUUUGAUGGAAAGAAGUUCGACGGCGGUAAGAAGUUUGGAAGCCCCGGCCAGGCUCACAACCUCCAGCUUCUCUCUAAGGAGGCUCUUGGGAGCUGUGCAAACAGGCUGGGUCAGGUGUCGCACCGGCGUGAAGAGCAGAGCAGCCGGCGGCAUCCUGAUGCUCUUCACAGGAUACUUCGUCCUUUGUUGUAGCUGGAGCUUCAAGCGUCUGAGAAGCGUGCCAAGCCCUGCCCCAGACGGACAGGACGCCUCACGGGCUCCUGUGUCGGAGGGAUGAAGACGACUGGGGGUCUCCGCGCUGGAGCAUUCGGUUAGGAAACGCGUUUCAGGAGGAGAAGCCUUUCUGGACUCAGUACCUGAGCGCCUGAGCGUUGCCUCUUCAGCUCCCCACAACAUGUGAGUGCAGUGGUGACGGCAGGAUUAAGCUCACAGCUCCCCAAGGUUGUCAUCAAGAUCAUUUUUGUCACUACUGUAAAUAAACUAGUGCCACUUGUUGUAAUCAGAAUGCUAAAACAUCAUGAAAGGGUUUAACUCCGUUAGAUCACAAUAAAUACUUUACAUCUCUGAAAGUAAGUUCCUUAAUGAGAAAAACUAACUACUUAAUGACCCAUCAGUCCUGAAGGGAUAUCUGCUGCUUAUUGCCCAGUAUGUUGUGUUAGUUUCAGGUGUACAGCAUGGUGAUGCAGUUAUAUAUAUAUAUAUAUA
Molecule: messenger RNA, 2168 nt
Organism: Balaenoptera acutorostrata (minke whale)
Lineage: Eukaryota; Metazoa; Chordata; Mammalia; Artiodactyla; Balaenopteridae
Gene: MTNAP1
Product: chromosome 20 C17orf80 homolog
Exons: 4
Coding region: 22-1740 (572 amino acids)
Source: RefSeq, a predicted model, not a curated record